Molecule: messenger RNA, 1923 nt
Organism: Myotis davidii
Lineage: Eukaryota; Metazoa; Chordata; Mammalia; Chiroptera; Vespertilionidae
Gene: TBC1D17
Product: TBC1 domain family member 17
Exons: 15
Coding region: 250-1923 (557 amino acids)
Biological process (GO): activation of GTPase activity
Molecular function (GO): GTPase activator activity
Source: RefSeq, a predicted model, not a curated record
GGCACUGCGCCUGCGCACCCUCGCUCCGCCCCCGCCGUCAGCGCCGAGGGGCCGAAACCCUCGUGACUGGAACGCUCGUGGCGCAAGUUCCACCACCCCAUUUAGAAAAAUAGUGAUACCCACUCCCCUUCCAGGACGGGCCAGGGCGCUACCACUCUCCCGGGACCGAGGGGAGGCUCCUAUCCGGACGUGACAGCACCUUGACCCGGAACAGGAGGAAGCCGGGUCAGCGGGUCCUCGGCCGCGGCUAUGGAGGGAGCCGGUUACAGGGUGGUGUUUGAGAAGGGAGGCGUGUACCUGCACACCAGCGCCAAGAAGCACCAAGACCCGGACUCCCUCAUCGCUGGCGUCGUCCGUGUUGUGGAGAAGGACAACGACGUCCUUCUGCACUGGGCUCCGGUGGAGGAGGCUGGAGAUUCCACCCAGAUCCUCUUCUCCAAGAAGGAUGCCAGUGGAGGGGACUCCUGCACCUCAGAGGACGAGCCAACCUUUGACCCCGGCUAUGAACCCGACUGGGCUGUCAUCAGCACUGUGCAGCCACGGCCCCGCCGCUCAGAACCCACAAGGGGUGCGGAGCCCAGCUGCCCCCGGGACUCCUGGGCCUUCUGGGUGAGCCUGGGAGAGCUCAAGUCCAUCCGCCGGUCCAAGCCAGGCCUCAGCUGGGCCUACCUGGUCCUGGUGACCCAGGCCGGGGGCUCCCUGCCCGCCCUGCACUUCCACCGCGGGGGCACCCGCGCCCUGCUCCGUGUCCUCAGCCGCUACCUGCUGUUGGCCAGCUCCCCGCAGGACUCCCGCCUCUACCUCGUCUUCCCGCAUGACUCCUCCGCGCUCUCCAACUCCUUCCACCACCUCCAGCUCUUCGACCAGGACAGCUCCAACGUGGUGUCCCGCUUCCUCCAGGACCCCUACUCCACCACCUUCAACAGCUUCUCCCGCGUGACCAACUUCUUCCGGGGAGCCCUGCAGCCCCACCCGGAGGGGGCCUCCCGCGACCUUCACCCGGUCCCUGACGACGAGCCCGAGCCCGGGUUCGAGGUCAUUUCCUGUGUGGAGCUGGGGCCCCGGCCGGCCGUGGAGGGGGCGCCUCCAGCCACAGAGGAGGAGUGGGCCCGCCACGUGGGCCCCGAGGGCCGCCUGCAGCAGGUCCCCGAGCCCAGAGCCCGGAUCUUCUCAGGAGGUCUGAGCCCCAGCCUGAGGCGAGAGGCCUGGAAGUUCCUCCUGGGCUACCUCAGCUGGGACGGCUCCGCGGAGGAGCACAAGGCGCAUGUGCGCAAGAAGACGGACGAGUAUUUCCGGAUGAAGCUGCAGUGGAAGUCGGUGAGCCCGGAGCAGGAGCGGAGAAACUCGCUGCUGCACGGAUACCGCAGCCUCAUCGGUGGGUUGGGGGCUGGGAGCUGCGCCUCCCGGGAGCGGGGGGAGGGCAUCCGAGGGGGAUGGGGCCUUUUAUCCCUCUUCAUGAUUUACGAUGAUCACCACCCUCCUCCGCUGUCCCCUCUAGACUCCCAGGACUCCGGCUCUCUCUGCUUCUGCUUCCGGUGGCUGCUCAUCUGGUUCAAGAGGGAAUUCCCCUUCCCGGNNNCCCUCCGGCGCUCCCAGGUGCUGUGGACGGGGCUCCCGGGCCCAAACCUGCACCUGCUGGUGGCCUGCGCCAUCCUGGACAUGGAGCGGGACACCCUCAUGCUCUCAGGCUUCGGCUCCAAUGAGAUCCUCAAGCACAUCAAUGAGCUGACCAUGAAGCUGAGCGUGGAGGACGUACUGACGAGGGCCGAGGCCCUCUACCGGCAGCUGACCGCCUGCACAGUGAGUCCCCCACCUUCCCAACAGCCCCACUCCCCGCCCCUCAAACUUCUGACCUGGCUUCCCCUCCCCACCCUCCACCUGGAGAUCCUGCCCGAGGAGGAAGAGGACGGUGUGGGCGCCUGA